Molecule: messenger RNA, 773 nt
Organism: Capra hircus (goat)
Lineage: Eukaryota; Metazoa; Chordata; Mammalia; Artiodactyla; Bovidae
Exons: 4
Coding region: 161-613 (150 amino acids)
Source: RefSeq, a predicted model, not a curated record
UUGCCCUGGUAGUGGUCACAUUGUGAGGUGGUUCUGGUUACAGGCCACAGGGUUGAGGUGAGAGGAGACAGAAGUGGUGGGGGCAGUGGCAGCCUCCUGGGCUCUGCCUGCCCCCACCCUCUGCCUUCUGUCACCCCUCCCUUCUGUCACCCUCACUGUCAUGGGCAGUGCUUACCACUGGGAGGCCCGUCGGCGGCAGAUGGCUUUGGAUCGGAAGAGGUGGCUGAUGGCCCAGCAGCAGCAAGAGCAGGAACUGAAGAAACGCCAAGAACAGGAACGGCAAUGUGAGGAGAAAACCCAGCCACCUCAGGAGUCCCGGCAGAAGUCGCAGCCACCCCUGGCGCAAUCACAGUUGCCACCUAUGCCACAGCCGCCACAGGUGUCCCAGCAGCCACCACAGCCGCCUCAGGCAAAGCAGCCAAACGCCCAAGAAUGUCUUACUCAGUGCACCCCCCAGUACAUCCUCCAGGAUUCCCAGAGGCCAGGUCCCCACAAGGACACAUACCAAGGAGAGGUGACCAACCCUCAUGGUCCUGGUGGCAAGAAAUCUAGCCCAGAUACGCAAACCAAGUACUCACGACUCUCGUCAACAAAUUACAUCCAGCAAUGGUGAUUCAGAAAUAGACCCAAGAUUCCACUGGCCAUCGGCAAAAAUCAGAUAAGUGACCCGACCUUCUUACGACCCAGCAACACCUCCACUUCAAAAGCCAGUCCCUCCUGAUCCACUCUGGCAGAGGAGCUGAGCCAGGAAUAAAAUGAUUUCUUCCUGGAAA